This is a messenger RNA of Dinoponera quadriceps, 1914 nucleotides long. Its product is annotated as larval cuticle protein A2B-like. Bases 1237 to 1851 code for a protein of 204 amino acids. The record is from RefSeq and is a predicted model, not a curated record. Gene Ontology annotation, cellular component: extracellular matrix. The transcript is spliced from 3 exons. NCBI's taxonomy places the organism in Eukaryota, Metazoa, Arthropoda, Insecta, Hymenoptera, Formicidae.
GGCGAGCACACCGGCGUUGGCGGCGACCACGAGGGCGGCAAAAGCGACGAACUGAAAGAGAGAAAGUGAGUGAGUUCGAAGGUACUUUUUCAUUCAACGUAUACGUUUCUUAAGAGGAGAGACGCGCGGACAAGCUGAAAAAUGUCGAGAGAAAUCUCCCGUGUGGAUCAUAAUACUCAGGGCGAGCGAGUAGUAGAGGAUUAUCAAACGCGCGGCAUUAAAAUCACCACGAGGCCGCAAGGACGAGAAAUAUCAGAAAUAUCAGCCGAGAGGACGACAGAGGGUGACAAAUGAGCGCGUGUCUAUGCGACGGACGUGUUAAUAGACCCGGGGAGACUUCAUAUAGAGCGAGGAAAAAAGAAAGUCACGCUCGUAAUCGGGCAGUGGAACUCGCGCGCGCGAGUAUAAUCAUGUAAUCGUCUAAUAAAAAGGGAACCUCCUCUCGCGAAGAGCAUUUGAUUCGAGUAAUGAUGUAAGAACCCGAUGAAAAGGCACCCAAACGUAUUUUAUCGAAACUCGAAACACCCGUCAUACCUUUCACACGGCGCACAAAGGGACCUCGUCUUGUAUAGAAAUGCGAAAAAUCUUCCACGAGAAGAGAGAAAGAAAGAAAGAGAGAGAGAGAGAGAGAGAGAGAGAGAGAGAGAAAGAGAGAGAGUCAUCUGGAGGAUACGAUGCUCUCCCAUGGUCCUUUUCUCGCAUAAAAUCCUCAAUCAUAAGGCUGUGAGCAGAGGAAAGAGAGAGGAGAAGAAAGGGAGAAAGAGAAAGAAGAAGUAAAAAGGGGAAAUUCGGAAGAGCCAGUCCGACGGGCCGAGAGAGCAAACGCUCUCCGUGGAACCCUCGACGGAGCGAGCGGGGGAGGAUUAGGUAACUCGUGGCAAGGACGUGGCCUAGUCCCCGGCGACGACGACGACGGUACACUGGCCGGUUGUCUCGGGGCCCGACGAGAGAGCAGGGGCUCGAACCCGGGUUCGGCUGGUCGCUGGGCGUGGUCCGAUUUCUUGCUCAAUUUUGCGCUGCUCGCUGUGCGUGGCCGCGAAUCGGGUGACCGUCGAAGGUACCGUCACCCAGUUACGUAUGCUCCGGCGUGUGGUGGUGCAGCGUAGUGUGGUGUGGGCCUUUCGGUAGUCCCCGGCGCGGCGGUAUAAAAGCCGAAAACCGUCCAUCCACCGGUAUCAUUCGCAUCACAGACUCAGAUCGAGCGAAUCUACCAAUCUACCAAUCAACCAAGCAACAAUGGCCUUCAAGUUCGUCGUCCUCGCCGCCCUGAUCGCCGCCGCCAACGCCGGUGUGCUCGCCCCUGCUCCUCUGGCGUACGCCACGGCUCCGGUCGCCGUCGCCAAGACGGUCGACGCUGACUUCGACCCGCAUCCUCAGUACAGUUACGCCUACGACGUGCACGACAGCUUGACCGGGGACGCGAAGAGCCAGCAGGAGACCCGCGACGGUGACGUCGUCCAAGGCAGCUACUCCCUCCUGGAGGCCGACGGCACCAGACGCACCGUCGACUACACCGCUGACCCGGUCAACGGAUUCAACGCCGUCGUCCGCAAGGAGCCCGCCGCCGUCGCCGUCAAGACCGUCGCCGCCGCCCCCGUCGCUCACGUCGCAUCGGCUCCUCUCGCCUACGCCGCGCCGGUCGCCAAAAUCGCCACCCCUGUGGCUCACGCACCCCUCGCCUACGCCGCCCCCGUAGCCAAGGUCGCCGCUCCCAUCAGCUACGCCGCUCCCAUCAGCUACGCCGCGCCGAUCGCCAAGGUCGCCGCCGCGCCGGUCGCUUACGCCGCGCCGUUCGCCAAGGUCGCAGCCGCCCCCGUCGCUUACGCCGCCGCCCCUGCCUACCUCCACUGAACUGACUGGAUCGUUACUUAGGAACCAUGUUUAUCGAAUAAAUCUCAUGUUUCUUAGCAAGUA